GCCCACCCGCGCGCACUGAUACGCUUCCCGAAGCGCCUGGAUCGAACGGAAUCGCAGCAGCAGCCUCUCACAGCCAAUCAAUAGAUGAAACCCGCAAAAUCUCAAUUGAGAGUUGCUAUUUUGGGGAGAGCCGCCUUUAAUUGUGGCAGCUGAGUUUGUUUACCCUUAUUCUCAAAAUAACACGCGCUGAAACAGAACGAAGAGAAAGUAUAGCGAUCUUCUGUCCCUGAGUGGAGGAAGGGUUAUUUGAAUGGGAUUUGUCCGUCGAUUUUUGUCUUUUGUGAUUUUUUGGUUUGGGGGUUGCCUGUCAGCUUUGGUUCUUGUCUUGCUCCAGGCUAGAUCCCCGGAUGGUUCGGUAGACGACAUCAAUGGCGUUUCGGGGGACUCCAGUGAACCUGAUAGCCUCUCACCUGAGAAGCAAGCCAUCAUCGGGGCCGUUGUAGGAGGGGUCGCUGUGAUUGCAAUCACGGCAGGGAUUCUCUUCUUCCUCAUUAAAAAGCACAGAUGGGAUCAAAUCCGACAACGCGAAAAAGCCUUGUUGGCCCUUCAUGCACCUCCACCGGCAUACGAUAGCAGUGACACAAGCAAUAGCUCGAGGUCUUCACGAAAACCCUUUCCUUCUCCUCUCCUUCCUCCUGUUCCUGUUCCUACUCCUGCGCGCCCAGCGUCUGUAUCCAUUCCAACUUCGUAUCAAUGUCACGUCAGCAGAGACAUAGAAGAGCAAUUACCAGCGUACGACGCCCCAUCGAUACCAGUAUAUGACCCCUCGAGAUAUCAGCAACAGCAGCAACAACCGUUCCGUCCUACCUCGACCGUCACGUUAAAUAGCGGUCCCCUGCACUAUUUUACCGGCGACACCCUGUACAGACAGAGGUCUUCGCAACUAUCAGUGCCAUUCCAAGGUCAUCGACAUACCAUUCAAAGUGUACCAGCAUUGUAUAUCGGGAGUCAAGAAUCAGGAACUGGAGUACCAGCGUCGAAUUCCUCGUCUGCUCCAGUUGGCGGUAAUGGGAUGGGUAUUAAGGCGUUUGGGAUCUCUUUUAUGAAUGGAUAUUGGGUGGCUUCUAUUCUUUUCUUUGGUAAAAGCAAGAACAGUUGUCAAUAUGAAUGAAAGGACAAGUUCUGUCGAUUGUGUAGAAAGACCAGUCACAUGAUCCACUUGUUCUCUUCCUUCACUUAUCCUUAUUCUUCUCACUCGGGUCAACUAAGGCCCUCUUCAAAUUCCGACACAAUGUUACCGUGUCUCCGAAUAUCUUAUUAACUGGGCAUGAGAUCACGA
Aspergillus ruber CBS 135680 is the source of this 1279-nucleotide messenger RNA. RefSeq lists its product as uncharacterized. Bases 251 to 1111 code for a protein of 286 amino acids. The record is from RefSeq and is a predicted model, not a curated record. The transcript has 4 exons. Lineage: Eukaryota; Fungi; Ascomycota; Eurotiomycetes; Eurotiales; Aspergillaceae.